CUCCAAGAGGCCAACGCUCGUCUGGAAGCUGAACUGGCCGAAAUGGAGCUGGCCCCCGUCCAGAGAAAGAUCGAAGCUCGCUCCUCCGAUGACUCCUUCACCGGCCUUGUACGGACGCUCUACUUUGCUGACACUUUCCUCUCUGACAGUUCACAUAACACGCCAUCUCUGUGGGCGGGGACUAACGGCGGCUGUGUGUUUGCGUACAUGCUCCGUCUUCCUGCUGCAGAGCAAAGAGCAAAUGAACCUGUGACUGCUCACCCUUCCAAAGAGAUCCAGCUGAUGCACCGUGCCCCUGUUGUUGGGGUCGUUGUGUUGGACGGUCAUGGGGCUCCUCUCCCCGAGCCUCUGGAGGUGGCACAUGACCUGGCUCGCUCGCCUGAGAUGCACGGCUCACACCACCUGGUGGUUGUAUCUGAGGAGCAGUUUAAGGUGUUCACGCUGCCAAAGGUGAGCUCCAAGAUGAAGCUGAAGCUGACGGCUGUGGAUGGCUCCAGGGUUCGGAGGGUGGGGGUAGCCUGGUUUGGCAGCAACCGUAACGAAGACUACAGCGAGAGCGGUCUGGUCUUUCUGACCAAUCAGGGUGACGUGCACGUGGUGUCGCUGCCACAUGUGAAGAUGCAGGUUCAGUACCCAUGUAUCCGGCGGGAGGACGUGAGCGGAAUCGCCUCGUGUGUCUUCACUAAGCAUGGCCAGGGAUUCUAUCUGAUCUCACCAUCGGAGUUUGAACGCUUCUCCCUGUCCACACGCUUCUUGGUGGAGCCUCGCUGUCUGGUGGAGGCGCCGCAUCAUUUAGGCACAUCUAACCAGCAUCGUGCAGAACAUGAUGGAUCUACAUCUGCCCACAGAACCGCUCAGCACAGUGAGAAUACUGAAAGUGCAGCUAGAUGCGUUAUGGAGCAUGCGUUGCUGAAUGAUGAGAAGGUUCUUCAGGAGAUCCAGAAGUCACUAGAAGGUGACCAGACGUCAUUCCUGGAGAAUAAUGUGAAGAACGCUGUAGCUUGACGGCAAAAUGUAAGAAAACCAACUUAAAAAUGUACAUGAAGAGUUCUGCAGUCCCGCAGCAUCAUUCACCAACUGCACGACCACUACUGACACCCCCCCCCCACCCCCGACCACACCCAAAUUCCCAAGCACCUCUUCCUGCAGCACAGAUGGAUACCAAAGGCUCAGAGAAGUGCCGACUAACUGAUGGAGGUAAACCAAGGAAGCACCGCCUGUGCCUGAGGACCACUCACUGUCGCCCCUCCAUGGUCAUGGUACAUUAAACCCAAAGCUACGUGAAGUAGCUGCUGUCAGCUGCUCGCCCUAAAUGCCACGUGUGGAA
Messenger RNA from Nematolebias whitei (Rio pearlfish), 1327 nucleotides. RefSeq names its product LLGL scribble cell polarity complex component 2. Gene Ontology annotation, biological process: establishment of spindle orientation; regulation of establishment or maintenance of cell polarity; cortical actin cytoskeleton organization. Gene Ontology annotation, cellular component: cytoplasm; cortical actin cytoskeleton; plasma membrane. The record is from RefSeq and is a predicted model, not a curated record. Lineage: Eukaryota; Metazoa; Chordata; Actinopteri; Cyprinodontiformes; Rivulidae. Gene Ontology annotation, molecular function: myosin II binding; GTPase activator activity.